GUUAAGUAGACAACCGCCUCAAAAUGAAGAAGCAACAAAAGAUUCGGCUGAAGUAGUGAUGGCAAGUGAAAGAGAUGCUCUUAAACAUGGUUACCUAAAGAGAUUAAGUCAAUUUGUCAAACUUCAUGAACAACGAUAUUUUGUGUUCACUCAUGAAGGUUCUUUGAACUACUUUAAAAAUGAAAAUGAUGGUACAGACGCUAAGGAAAUUAUGAUCACUCGUGAUGUUCAGAUCAGGAAUAUUAAUGGCAAAAAUUUAGAGUUCGAAAUUGAAACAAAAACAAGGACCUUUAGACUCAUUGCUUCAACAGAAAAAGAAAGGGACGAGUGGGUCUCUGUACUUAACGAAUACAAAAAAACUCUUCCUGAAUCUGAUGAGAAUAAGAAUUAA
This is a messenger RNA of Acaulospora morrowiae, 391 nucleotides long. The record is from the annotation of a GenBank genome assembly. NCBI's taxonomy places the organism in Eukaryota, Fungi, Glomeromycota, Glomeromycetes, Diversisporales, Acaulosporaceae.